CGAAAAGUGUUUUCUAUCCUAAUUCUGUUCUUUCUUGUAUAAUUUUGUAUAAUGCGUGAUGUCGUGGAUGUUGUGAAUCUGACGCUGUGUACCUGUGAUGCUGCUGCAAGUCACGUCGGUCCCAGUGUCGCUGAGAUCUCCUGCAGAAAUGAAUUGGGCCAAGCAGUGGAUUGGUUUGCUAUGUACAAGUUGCCCAGGCACAUGGAACAUGAAGCAGCUGGGCUGGGGCUGCGGUAUAUGUACCUGGAUCCAUCGACUGUAGACUGGCAGCAAGGCAAAUUCCUGGUCAACGCGACAGAGAGUGCGGUGGGGAGAACCUUACAGCAGCUUUAUUCAACAUAUAAGACAAAGGUCAACGACAGUGCUUAUCUCCUCUACAAUGAUGCUGCGCCAUCGAUGCCCUAUGACAAGUACCAUGGACAUACAAAAGGGGUCCUGAUGUUUGACAAAGUCCAGGGCUUCUGGCUGAUGCACAGUGUCCCAAACUUUCCUCCUGAUGUCACAAAGGGGUAUUCAUGGCCAUCUUCUGGACGGAAAUACGGACAGACUUUCCUGUGUGUUACAGUCAAAUACGAUCAGGUGACGGUAAUCGGUGACCAGUUCUUAUACUCGAACCCCCAUGUCUACAGUUGGACACUUCCUCACCUCUUCCUGCCUGAACUCUCCCACCUGCAAUUUGUCGCGAAAGGUGGUAGCACUGCUCGGUCUCCGUGGAAGCGGCACGCCAAACUCACGUCCUCGGGGGGAGUCCAGUUUCAGAGCUUUGCAAAAUACAAGCACUUUGGAGAUGAUAUAUACACAGCGUGGGCUGCUCAGACCUUGGAGACGGAUUUGUUGUCGGAGACUUGGAACAACGGUAAAUACGAGCUGCCUACCAACUGCUCCCUCCCCAAACACGUUUACAAUGUCAAGAGGGUCAAACUGCCAGGACCUGCUUUCUUCUACACCAACAACGACCACUCCAAGUGGUGCGUGUCUCUGCGCCCUGUCGACGGGUGGACUUGCGUCGGGGAUCUCAAUCGCGCCGUCGGCCAGAUGUGGAGGAGCGGUGGGCUUCUGUGCACGCGGAACCCCCUGCUGUACAGAGCCUUCAGGCAAUCUGUGUCCUGGUACAAGAAUUGUUCGGGGUACCCUGUGAUGGAACAGGGAGAACUUUGACGUUGAGGUUUAACAAUUAUUUCAGAAUCAGAAUCAGGUUUAUU
Messenger RNA from Pristis pectinata (smalltooth sawfish), 1202 nucleotides. RefSeq names its product deoxyribonuclease II beta (gene dnase2b). Gene Ontology annotation, molecular function: deoxyribonuclease II activity. Bases 52 to 1158 code for a protein of 368 amino acids. Lineage: Eukaryota; Metazoa; Chordata; Chondrichthyes; Rhinopristiformes; Pristidae. The transcript has 7 exons. Gene Ontology annotation, biological process: apoptotic DNA fragmentation. The record is from RefSeq and is a predicted model, not a curated record.